AUGUCUCUGCGCUUUUCAACGCAAAAUUCCAAAGUUCAAAAUCAAAUAAUUAUAUUAAAACAUCAUAAAGAUGAUCAUGAAGACAAUCCAUGUUUUGACUGUGUGAAUCCUUGUUCAACCCAUCCUUCAUACCCUUCAUAUCUUAAAAUUGAUUAUAAUUCUCCAUUGGAAGACACACUAAAGCCAUAUUUCAAACAUGUUUUAAUUUCAACGGGUAAAGCAGAUUGGAUAACCAGAGUAGAAGAUGAUUCUGCAAGUUUGGCGGGUCAACUACAUAAAAUUAUUAAAGCCAAUGAUAGUAGUAAGUCAGAAAAAUUGCCUCGUAUAGUUAUCACUAAUAGUAGUCGAGAGAAUACUGAUAACGACCCAAAAUUUUUAAAAGGAAAUGAUGUUCUCCUAUUUCCUGAUAAUAUUUUAAUUCGUAAUGUAAACCCAAAUAAUGCUUCAGAAUUUUUUAAAACCUUUUUAUUGCCCCCACCGUCAUCACCACCAUCACCAUCACCAUGGUCACAUAAAGAUCAAAACAUUUCUUUUCAAGUAGAUCCAACGCCAUACAAAGCUGUCAUAGUAAUAUGUUCACAUAAACGACGUGAUAAAAGAUGCGGUAUAACCGGACCAAUAUUAAAAAAUGAAUUUGAUCGAAUAUUAAAAGAUAAAGGCUUAGACGUAGAAAGGAAAAAAAAUGAAGGUGUGGCUGUGUUUUUAAGUAGUCAUACUGGAGUUUAUCGAGAUGGUCAAGGCAUAUGGUAUGGACGUGUGAUUCCAUGUCAUGUUGAAAGUAUAAUAGAGUCAACUGUCAUCGAAGGAAAAGUAAUAAAAGAUUUAUAUCGAGGAUCAAUGAAUGGAAGUUUUGCACCAGGAAAAGUUAACUCUAGAGAUACAAUCUUGAGCUCUGUUUCGUCAAGAGUUGUAAUCCUGAAAAUUGAUGACACAUUAACAGUUCCUUCAAUGGCAGAUGGUUAUAUCUUGCUUGGAGAAUUAAAUAUAUUUCCACCAGAGUAA
Molecule: messenger RNA, 1002 nt
Organism: Entrophospora sp. SA101
Lineage: Eukaryota; Fungi; Glomeromycota; Glomeromycetes; Entrophosporales; Entrophosporaceae
Source: the annotation of a GenBank genome assembly